AUCCAACAAAACGUGGUCUCUCCACUGCCCACCAAAGCUCUCGCACCCUAUCCAUCUAUCCUCUCCCCCAUCAUUAACCCCGACAGAGCCAACUCCGAAAGCUGAAAAUCACAAGUGGCUCCAAUUUUUCUGCGCAGAAGAACGCAGUAUAGGAAGUUAUGGCGCAGUCCAUGCUAAUGUCUAGCUUCGGCGGCCACCUUGUGGACUGCAACAGAGACCCAUUGCUUAGAACUCAAAUCCGCCGACUUCGCCCUUCACCUCUCUCUCAUCUCUUCCUUUCUCGGCCUUCUCCCUCGCAAUCCACUUCACCUUCUUCCUAUGCUCCUCCUCUUGCCGUCUUCAAGUCCAAAACUAAGGCUCCUUCUAGGAAGGUAGAGAAGGAUAGGCCGAAGGUGGAAGAUGGCAUCUUUGGAACAUCAGGUGGUAUUGGUUUUACCAAGGCAAAUGAGCUAUUUGUUGGCCGAGUUGCCAUGCUUGGUUUUGCAGCAUCUCUUAUAGGAGAAGGAAUCACUGGGAAGGGAAUACUGGCGCAGCUAAACUUAGAGACAGGAAUACCAAUUUAUGAGGCUGAGCCACUCCUACUUUUCUUCAUUCUCUUCACACUCCUUGGAGCAAUAGGAGCUCUUGGCGACCGUGGAAGUUUCGUUGAUGAUCCUCCCACCGGGCUUGACAAAGCUGUCAUUGCUCCAGGAAAGGGCUUUCGUUCUGCUCUUGGACUCAAGGAAGGAGGCCCCCUCUUUGGAUUCACAAAGGCGAAUGAACUCUUUGUUGGGAGAUUGGCGCAGCUGGGGAUAGUCUUCUCUCUAAUUGGCGAGAUAAUCACAGGAAAGGGAGCUCUUGCCCAGUUGAACAUUGAGACAGGAGUGCCCCUCAAUGAGCUCGAGCCACUUGUGCUCUUCAAUGUCGUUUUCUUCUUUUUCGCUGCACUGAAUCCUGGGAGUGGUAAGUUUGUCACUGAUGAGGAUGUGGAGUGAGAGGCUGAGACCUGUUAUGAUUGGGUGUAUAUCCUUACUUUGCUGGAAAAAUGAAGGUUUAUUUUCUGCAGUUAAGAGAUGUCCUUGAGAGAUAGAGUAGGAUUUCUAAGUUCUAUGUUCUUAGCAAUUCAGUAUUAUCUCUGAGUUGCAGUAUUAUCUAGAUGGAAGUGUUAUUCAGAUAAUAGAAUUAUGGAGCAAAUGUUUUGUGUUUUCUUCUUUUUUAAUUA
Messenger RNA from Phalaenopsis equestris, 1201 nucleotides. RefSeq names its product photosystem II 22 kDa protein, chloroplastic. The coding region runs from base 159 to 974 and encodes 271 amino acids. NCBI's taxonomy places the organism in Eukaryota, Viridiplantae, Streptophyta, Magnoliopsida, Asparagales, Orchidaceae. The transcript has 4 exons. The record is from RefSeq and is a predicted model, not a curated record.